AUGACAACGACGAAGAAGAUCAACACGCCAAUGCAAAAAGAAGAAAACUACGAAGAUGACUACGAAAAGGAAGAUUACGAAGAAGAAAAAGAUGAAGAACGUCACCACCACCACCACCACCACUACGAAGAAGAAGAAGAAGAAGGGCACGAAGAAAAGAGAGAGACUACGAAGAAGACGAUGAAGAAAAAAGCUAUAAAGAAGAAGAAAAUAAAGAUUACAAAAAAAAUUGCAGAGAAAAAAAUACACAUUCCAAAGAAGAAGAAAACUACUAGUAUGAAGAGGAUGACUACAAAGAUUAUGAAGAACAAGAAAAAGAAGGUAGGCUGGAAAUACUACGAAGAAGAAGACCAUGAGGAGGUAGAAGAGGAAUACUACAAAGAAGAAGAAGAAGAUGAUGACAAUGAUGAAAAAGAUUAA
This is a messenger RNA of Ilex paraguariensis (yerba mate), 420 nucleotides long. NCBI's taxonomy places the organism in Eukaryota, Viridiplantae, Streptophyta, Magnoliopsida, Aquifoliales, Aquifoliaceae. The record is from the annotation of a GenBank genome assembly.